This is a messenger RNA of Gopherus evgoodei (Goodes thornscrub tortoise), 954 nucleotides long. RefSeq names its product olfactory receptor 6C74-like. Gene Ontology annotation, biological process: G protein-coupled receptor signaling pathway. The record is from RefSeq and is a predicted model, not a curated record. The transcript has a single exon. Gene Ontology annotation, cellular component: membrane. Lineage: Eukaryota; Metazoa; Chordata; Testudines; Testudinidae. Gene Ontology annotation, molecular function: olfactory receptor activity; G protein-coupled receptor activity. Bases 1 to 954 code for a protein of 317 amino acids.
AUGGCUGGACUAGAAAAGAGAAACCACACGCAAAUCACAGAGUUCCUACUUGUAGGAUUUGAAACUUUUCCAGAGCUGCAGAUAACGCUCCUUGUGGUAUUCUUCAUCAUCUACCUAGGAACCGUUGCUGGGAACCUUCCCCUCAUUCUUACUGUGUGGACUGACCGUCACCUGCACACGCCCAUGUAUUUCUUCCUCAGCAAUUUAUCUUUCCUGGAAACUGGCUACAUCUCCAAUAUCAUCCCCAGGCUCCUGGUGAGUCUUGCAACAGGUGACAAGACCAUUUCUCUCUUGGGCUGUUUCCUUCAGUUGUUUGUUUUUAGCUUUCUUGGUGCUACUGAGUGUUUCCUCCUGACUGGGAUGUCCUAUGACCGAUACUUGGCAAUAUGUGAUCCACUGCAUUAUGCAAGUAAUAUGAGCCCUAGAGCUUCCUUUUGGAUGGCUUUUGCAUCUUGGACAUUAGGCUUUGUGGCUCCUUUCUUCACAAUAAUUAUGGCAUCCAUGUUGCCUUUCUGUGGUCCUCAUGAGAUCAAUCACUUUUUCUGUGAUUUAACAGCUGUGUUGAAGCUUCCAUGUACUGACACCAGCCUGAUAGAGAUGACAGCUCUAAUCUCAUCUUCCACAGUAUUAGUGAUCCCGUUUGCCCUGACCAUCGUGUCCUAUGUCUAUAUCAUCCUGACCAUCCUGAGACUCCCAUCCAACAAUGGGAGGAAAAAGGCCUUUUCCACCUGCUCCUCUCACCUCAUUGUUGUGUCAACUUUCUAUGGGGCGCUAAUCAUCAUGUAUGUGGUCCCAUCCGGAAACCAGUCUCUGGAUUUCAACAAGGCGUUCUCACUGCUCUACAUAGUGGUGACUCCUAUGCUCAACCCCAUUGUCUACAGCUUAAGGAACCAGGAGGUGAAAGAUGCCUUGAGCAGAUCUCUCACUAAAAUGUGGUAUUCCAUCAAAAUGUAG